UGCAGUCAAUGCAAGCGCCUCAGCGACUUGGUUCGUGUGCUAGCUGUCGGUGAAAAUGAUGGCCGAAUAUGCUAUUGGUGCAACGCUUACUGCUGUUUUUCAUCCUGUAGGAUUUUCAAGAUUUCUUAUACAGCUUGGCCAUGAACCCUUGCAUCCAGAAACAGGAAGGGCUUUCCUUGGAUUUGGGAAAGAUAAAACAUACUAUCCAAAUAUUCUUCGAUACAUGGGCCACAUCAGACAAAAAGAAGGAUUCCUAGGGUUGUACAGAGGCCUUGUACCAAGGAUAUUGGGAGGCUUUGUCGGCAACUUCACCACUACAGCAACUAACAAUUAUCUCAAGGGUGUUGGGAUCAGCGAAGAUGAGACGGAGAAAGCUGUCGGCAACAGCUCUGAUGAGCUGGUAGGAUGGUUAAAGACAUUCUUUUUACAGACGUCAAAGGAAACAGUGGGACGCUGUGUAGGGAUUAUAGUUAGCCAACCAUUUCAUGUGAUAAUGUUGAGGUGCCAAGCACAGUUUAUUGGUGGAGAAACCGUAUACAACUCAUUGUGGUCCUCUAUGGUAGAAAUUUACAACAACGACGGUGUCCUGGGAUUCUUUGGAGGACUUAUACCCAGGCUAGUAGGGGAGGUUAUCACCAUUUUCCUGACAAACUUUUUGGCCAACAUGAUCAACAAACACUUCCUUGAAGAUAAGGAGAUGAGGACCUACACCUCUAGUGCGUGUGGACUUGUCAUUGGGACAUUCACAUAUCGGUUCUCCUUGGUCGGCAACUUAAUGGCUGUAAACAACACUGGACUCGUGGCAGCCAAGUAUCCAUACAUGUUAGCCUACAGUAACUGGUAUGAGUGCUGGGGACAUCUCAGCAAAGAGCGCAUGCUUGGAAGAGGAUCUCGCCUGUUUAAUCGUAUUUUUACACCCAGGCAUUACGUAGCACUAGACUAAGUGUGAGGACACAGUACUCUUAUACUUUGCUUCCACUCGGCCAACCAAAACAAACGACAUAGACAUUAACGGCAGAGCCCAUAAAAUCUCACCAAUAUCAUUCUUGUGUCCUCUGGGGCAGUUAGUGACACCAUUACUGCAAAAGGAGCUCAAGUGCCAUCGUUGGACAUAUAUUUUAUGUAUUUCAUAUGGCAGAUGUUAUUUAUACAAAAUCAGGUUAUGAUAUAAGUAUACUACUGUGUGUAUGGAACUUCAGUUACUGCAGUAUAAAGCAGGUUGUCAUUAAAAUUUUACAAUAACC
This is a messenger RNA of Mizuhopecten yessoensis (Yesso scallop), 1244 nucleotides long. RefSeq names its product mitochondrial carrier homolog 2-like. NCBI's taxonomy places the organism in Eukaryota, Metazoa, Mollusca, Bivalvia, Pectinida, Pectinidae. The transcript has 12 exons. The record is from RefSeq and is a predicted model, not a curated record. The coding region runs from base 56 to 943 and encodes 295 amino acids.